Cutaneotrichosporon oleaginosum is the source of this 2572-nucleotide messenger RNA. RefSeq lists its product as uncharacterized. Gene Ontology annotation, biological process: proteolysis. The record is from RefSeq and is a predicted model, not a curated record. Gene Ontology annotation, molecular function: aspartic-type endopeptidase activity. Lineage: Eukaryota; Fungi; Basidiomycota; Tremellomycetes; Trichosporonales; Trichosporonaceae.
CUUCACCGUUCUCCUCAUCUUCUCACACUCCUCUUUCACUCAUCUCCUCGUCUUCGCAUCGUCUCUUCUGCAUCGAACGGCUCUAUUACUACGCUCUCUACCAUCACACGCACAUCCCGCACCACUCACGUCUCCUCGUCUUCUUGAGUUGCCGCAGAUCUACGGAUUCGAAAGGCCAAGAAUACAUUCCCCGCAGCCACCCCCGCGUGUCGCACAGCUCUCUACCAUCUCAACACUGCCGCCGCCGCUGCGCGCAUCUCGCACCUCCUCAACUCUCUCGAUGCCGCCAUUUUCAUAAUAUCCAUUCCCUCCUCCCUCUUUUCGAACCCCUCACAGAUACGAGCCACAGCUUGAGAAUCCCAUCUAGCACCACUGCGAUCAUCACGACGAUGUACGUGUCGGCCCUCGUGCUCGUGCUCCUGCCGCUGGCUUUCGGUCUCGAAGAGCGCGACCUUCACCAACUUGACCUGCGCGACCUUCCUGCCCACGCUCCCCAGCGCGCUCGAGGCUACCGCGCUUGCGCAGGGUCGAGGCAUAGCAAGCGUGCCCCCGCCCCUCACCUCAGCGUCGGAGGACUCUCUGUUGGCGUCCACGAGCAGGAGCGCCCAAAGCUCGAGCGCCGCGCUGCCAACGGAUCUAUCAUCGCCCUUGGCUCGGCCGCUAACACAUACGUCGUCCCGAUCGGCCUUGGCACGCCAGGGAUCGCCUACCCGCUGCAGCUCGACACAGGUAGCUCGGAUCUCCUCCUUGCAUCGUCAGGGUGCGGACACAACUGCCCCGAAGACACCGAGUCCACGCCCUACUACGACCUCAAGUACCACUCAUCCUCCUUCGUGGCUGUGGGAAACAACGACACGUUGUGGCAUAGCGCAUUUGGCGAUGGCACGGUCGCCAGCGGUUUUGUUGCGCGUGAGCGUGUCGGCAUCUCUACCGUGUCCAUCGACGGGCAGGUGUUCGGGCUCAUGAACUCAACCAACCUUACAAUGUCCGAGCAGCAGAUAUCCGGCAUCAUUGGCCUCGGCUUCCCCCGCCUCUCGACGCUUUCACGGAUCUUGCUGCAGUCAAAUGCUGCUUCGCGUGGCGCGGCGCCCGCGCCGUCAUCGGUCCAUGCUGCAGCGAGUCAGAUGGAGGACCUCACCGGGUCCACAUCAAUAGGUACACCUUCCUCAACCCCCGACUCUGUGCUGGGCGGGCAGAGUCCAUCACCCGCCCCCGAGCGCCGCCAACAGAGCAGCGCAGUUGGUCAGAGCGCCAGCCCCAGUGCCAAUUCUAGCGCCGGCCAGUCGGCGUAUCUUUCCCCGGUUCUGGAGUCGCUCGUCACUCAGGCUCUUGUGCCCUUCCCCGCGUUUGGUCUCGCGCUCUCGCCUCCCGCCAACUACUCGUUCCCUGCUCCCGACGCAGUCUCCAAUGGGGCACGCAGCCGUUACUCUCUCCGAGUCGGCUCGCUGACCAUCGGCGGCGUCUCAGAGCUUUACGUUUCGUCCAAUUCGACAACGGGGCGGACUGUCAACGACAUCGAAUGGCACCCGGUCGUGCCGUUUGCACCUCUGAAUACGACCGGGGCAGGUCCGUCGUUGUCGCCGUCCGCAAUGCCCUCGCCAUCGGGUGUUGGGGGAGUCCCGCAGUCUCUGGCUGAGCUUGAGAGCGAGAGUUACCUGUACUGGGCGCUUCAGAUGACUCACGUUGCGGUCAACGGCACUGCGAUGCCUGUAAACUCGACAUAUCGCAGCCAAGGCAUUCCGUCCAUCGCGGUUAUCGAUGCAGGAUCUAACGGCCUGUACGGACCUGAGCAGGAUGUCGCUCAGAUCUUCCGCAACAUCAAGAUGGCGCGGCAGGUAGCGACUGGCCAAUGGGCUGUGCCCUGCGAUACCAAAGCAACGCUCGGCUUCUCAUUUGGAGGGCGAUUUGUCACCCUACAACCCAGUGACUGGAUGUACGCCGCUGUGGCCGGCUCCUCCUUUUGCCUCGCGUGGCCGGUGGCCGUGCCGCAGACUGGUGACGGUGUCGAUUGGACGCUGGGCACACCCUUCCUGCGCAGCACGUACACCAUGUUCAACUACGGCUUCAACGGCGGGCAAGCGCCGCAGAUUGGAUUCCUUCCCCUCCAGGACGCUGCACCAGCAUCAUCGAGCAGCGCGCCUGUACCUGUCACCCCAGCAUCCAUGACGCAGACGGUUGGCACGACGCUCCCGAACUACCUCAUCACGGGGCCCAACUACCCCGUGCCGUCGUACAUAUUCAACACGCCCGCUCCGCAGACCGGCGCGCCGCAGACAAUGGGCCUCGCGCCCGCUAGCUUGUACUCGGCAUCUACGCCGCCCGUUGUCAGCCUCCUCAGUGCGCGUCCCAGCACCACAGCCACGGCGAGCGUACCCGACGUACCUGGCUGGCCUGGUGACUCGGCUGAGCACGCUACGAGUGGGGCGGCGACGGUAAGCGUCGGCGCUGUGGUGGUUCUUGGGGCCGUGCUCGCUGCUGCUCUGUAAGACAAUUGUAUCAUUGGACAGUGGCUGGAUAUUGUAUUCUAGAGGGCGCCGCCGAGAUAAUAUAUAAUGCAUAAACUUUGGCGGUG